UAGCUAGGCUAUUCCGACCACGUGUCCCAAAGGACCCAAAGGCAAGUCGAUACCUGCUCUGUCCAUUGUUGAAGUUGGCCGUCAGAGCACCCUACAUAUCACAGUCAGCCAGCAAGUGUCCAUCUGUCCCAGUCCUUCCCUCCGACAUUCUGUCACAAGAUGUCGUAUCUUCCCAAAGAGGCCAUCAAUCUCACAGGUGGCUGCUAUUGCAAAGCCAUCCGAUACACUGUCAAAGUCCCAGCUUGGGGCGAGCGUCCUCCAGUCCCCGGCGCACUUGAGACUCCUAUCUCGUCCACCGAAACGGUCCAGACAAAACUGCCCUUGGUUGACAUCGACCAUUGCGGCAAUUGCCGUCGCCAAGCUGGCUGUCUGGUUCAAUGUUGGCUUAUAGUCCCGAUCAACUGGGUGGAAUGGGACCUGCAAUCGAAAGAAGCUGCGGGCAAUGGGCAAACGCUUCAUUUGUCUACGCGUGAAGCCGUCGGGCCCCUCCAGGGGACCGAGAACCUGCCCUCAACCUACGUAUCGCGCUUCUCCUGCACUGAUCGAGCCACGAGGGUGUUCUGUUCACGGUGUGGUACAAACCUCACAUAUCUGAGCCACAAACACCUGGAUACCCCACAGGCAUUUGUCGAUGUUACAGUCGGCAGCCUCGAUCCGGAAUCUGUCGAAUUGGCGAAGCCAGAUCGGCAUGGCUGGUGGGACUUUGGUGUUGAGUGGAUCAAGACUCUGCUCAGAAAGGGAGACGGCGGGUUUAUGAUCAGACACCAGACGGGUGAUGUGUCUCGAGCUGUGGAAGAUUAAUCGCACCGCAGUUGUCCUAGUAGUCAACCCCGACGAUUUCAUUUCUGACCGAGCUCAAACUCUAUCAAGCUUGCCGUGUGGUCUCGGAUCUGAAACGAGAAUGGCAGACGUAUAUAAUGUCGAAUAAGUAUG
This is a messenger RNA of Cladophialophora immunda, 933 nucleotides long. RefSeq lists its product as uncharacterized. The record is from RefSeq and is a predicted model, not a curated record. The transcript has a single exon. Bases 160 to 801 code for a protein of 213 amino acids. Gene Ontology annotation, molecular function: carbon-sulfur lyase activity. Lineage: Eukaryota; Fungi; Ascomycota; Eurotiomycetes; Chaetothyriales; Herpotrichiellaceae.